AUGCCUAUCGAGGACUCCCCUCCAGGCCAUUCCAAGGUGUGGGUGCAAGAUGGGACCACACCUUGGCCUGAGCUCAGGAGCCUUGGCUUGUCCUGGGGGGUCCCUGGACGGCCCAGCACCCUGUACCCCUGGCGCCGGCUGCCUGCACGGGGCCGAGUACGGAGAGCCUGGGUCAUCCCACCCAUCAGCGUGUCGGAGAACUACAAGGGCCUGCCCUACAUGUUGGUGCAGAUCAGGUCGGACAAGCGGCAGCCGGGCGGGGUCAUCUACAGCAUCCAGGGCCCUGGCGUGGAUGAGGAGCCCCUCGGCCUCUUCUCUGUGGAGAAGUUCUCGGGGCGGGUGUUCCUCAAUGCGGAGCUGGACCGGGAAAAGACCGCCUCCUACAGGCUCAAGGUCUUUGCCCUGGACCGGGGAGGGUCUGUCCUGGAAGAGCCCACCGACCUGGAGAUCCUGGUUGUGGAUCAGAAUGACAACCGGCCGGCCUUUGUGCAGGAGGUGUUCACCGGCCGCGUGCUGGAGGGCGCGGCCCCAGGCACCUAUGUGACCCGGGCCGAGGCCACCGAUGCCGAUGACCCGGACACGGCCAAUGCAGCACUGCACUACUCCAUCCUGGCCCAGGGCAGCCCCGAGCUCUUCAGCAUCCACGAGCGCACAGGCGAGAUCCGCACCGUGCACGUGGGGCUGGACCGUGAGGUGGUCACCGUGUACAACCUGACGCUGCAGGUGGCAGACAUGUCUGGAGAAGGCCUCACCUCCACAGCCUCAGCCAUCAUCUCCGUGGACGACAUCAACGACAAUGCCCCUGAGUUCACCAGUGACAAGUUCUCCAUGGAGGCCACAGAGGCCAUCAGUGGAGUGGAUGUGGGGCGGCUGGAGGUGGAGGACAGAGACCUGCCCGGCUCCCCCAACUGGGUGGCCAACUUCACCAUCCUGGAGGGCGACCCCAGGGGACACUUCGACAUCAGAACAGACCCCAGGACCAAUGAGGGUGUGCUGUCUGUGGUGAAGCCCCUGGACUACGAGAGCUGUGCACGCUAUGAGCUCAGGGUGUCUGUGCAGAAUGAGGCCCCACUGCAGGCAGCAUCCCCCCAGGCCCAGAGGGGCCAGGCCACGGUCAGCAUCCGGGUGCAGGACGUCAACGAGGCACCUGUGUUCCCCGAAAACCCACUGAGAACCAGCGUGGCUGAGGGGGCACCCCCCGGGACCUUUGUGGCCACCUUCUCUGCACAAGACCCCGACACAGUGCAGCUGCAGAGGGUCAGCUACUCCAAGGACUAUGACCCCGAGGACUGGCUGCAGGUGAAUGGAGCCAGUGGCCGGAUCCAGACGCGGCGGGUGCUGAGCCCGGCCUCCCCCUUCCUGAAGGACGGCUGGUACCGGGCCAUCGUCCUGGCGCUGGACGACGGUGAGCAGCCGGUGAAUGGAGCCAGUGGCCGGAUCCAGACGCGGCGGGUGCUGAGCCCGGCCUCCCCCUUCCUGAAGGACGGCUGGUACCGGGCCAUCGUCCUGGGGCGGGACGACGGUGCCCAGCAGGGCCAGAGCCGCCUGCGGGCCCAGGGUGGGGGGCAAAGCACGGGCCCUGCCCGGAAAAGCCAAGAAAGACCAAGGAAGGCAGCCAGAUACUAG
Messenger RNA from Fukomys damarensis (Damara mole-rat), 1626 nucleotides. It is a transcript of the gene Cdh15, whose product is annotated as cadherin 15. Lineage: Eukaryota; Metazoa; Chordata; Mammalia; Rodentia; Bathyergidae. The coding region runs from base 1 to 1626 and encodes 541 amino acids. Gene Ontology annotation, biological process: homophilic cell-cell adhesion; calcium-dependent cell-cell adhesion; adherens junction organization. Gene Ontology annotation, cellular component: adherens junction; catenin complex; plasma membrane. The transcript has 11 exons. The record is from RefSeq and is a predicted model, not a curated record. Gene Ontology annotation, molecular function: calcium ion binding; cadherin binding.